AUGCCACUAAAUGCCAGUGCCACCAGCUGGCAUCUGGAUAUGACGUCAUCCCUCUGGACCACGCCCAGCCUCAACAUGACAUCCGCCAACAGUUCACAGGUCACGUGGGAGGCCAACCAAUCAGCUGGCGCCAACACGAGCCAGCCGGGUAAGGAGCUGAAGAGCUCCGUGCAUGAUAUUGAGUACGACAUAUCCAUGCGAAUAGCCAUCCUCUACGUGCAGAUUGUGCUGGGCAUAUUCGGCGCCGUCCUCUUGUUUACAUACAUGAUCCACGCGCGGAGGCGCCUGGACCUGCCGUCACCAAAAAGGCUGACCCGGGUCAACGCCCUGAUCCUGAACCUGUGUGUGGCCGACCUGCUUGUCAUCUGCUUCUCCUGCGUCACACAGGUGGUCUGGGAACACCUGGACCGGCACUGGCUGGCCGGUGACGUCAUGUGCCGCAUCAUCAAGAUGUUCCAGAUCUUCGCGCUGUGUGCCAGCACCAACAUGCUCGUGGUCAUCGCAGUGGACAGGCACCAGGCCAUCACCGCCCCGCUCAGGAAACAGUUCUCGGUCCUGCUCAUGGUGUCCAUAGGGUGGGGCGUGGCCCUGCUCUGCUCCAUCCCACUGCUCUACGUCUUUCACGUCCGGUUCGACCCCAUCAAAAACCAGUUCCUGUGUGAGAACACCUUCAGGGGGAAGCAGCCCAUACACCGGCAGGCCUUUCUGACCUACGCUGCGCUGGUCAACUUCGCCAUCCCCCUCAUCAUCCUCUGUGUCUGCUACAUCCGCAUCUUCCUGAAGAUCGCCCGCAAGGCUUCAGACAGCCGGACCUCCAAACGCCAGAGCUUCAAGCCCGGCAAGAUCCACCUGACCAGCAACACCACCUCCGCCACGCUCCACUGCGCCAAGCUCAAAACCCUGCGCAUGACCGUCGUCAUCGUGUCGUGCUACAUCGUCUGCGGCAUGCCCUACUUCAUCGCCGAAAUGAUCCUCUCCUACGGCAACGCGGCCAUCUUGUCCACGGAAAUCUACGGCAUCCUGGGCGGCAUCGCCGUGGCCAACUCAGCCGUGAACCCGUACAUCUUCCUGUUGUUCAGCGUCAACAAGCAGUGCAUCAGGAACCUCAAGCUCUGCCCGGCACAGACCGGACCCAACAAGCGACAGCUCAUGUACAGCGGGAGCGUGCGAUCGCGUGAGUACUCCUCUGCUGCCUACUCACGCACACCCGUGACGGCCGUGUCCACGGAGUCGUACGAGCUGAGCACGGCGGCCAACAAGGCCAACCGUGUUGCCGGCUACAACAGCCGCUGGUCAGAGAAACACGGACAGAGAAACAACAUCUAG
This is a messenger RNA of Physella acuta, 1326 nucleotides long. Its product is annotated as vasopressin V2 receptor-like. Lineage: Eukaryota; Metazoa; Mollusca; Gastropoda; Physidae. Gene Ontology annotation, molecular function: G protein-coupled receptor activity; peptide binding. Gene Ontology annotation, cellular component: plasma membrane. The record is from RefSeq and is a predicted model, not a curated record. Gene Ontology annotation, biological process: G protein-coupled receptor signaling pathway; cellular response to hormone stimulus.